This is a messenger RNA of Saccostrea echinata, 817 nucleotides long. Its product is annotated as toll-like receptor 4. Bases 20 to 817 code for a protein of 265 amino acids. NCBI's taxonomy places the organism in Eukaryota, Metazoa, Mollusca, Bivalvia, Ostreida, Ostreidae. Gene Ontology annotation, cellular component: membrane. Gene Ontology annotation, biological process: immune response; inflammatory response; toll-like receptor signaling pathway. Gene Ontology annotation, molecular function: transmembrane signaling receptor activity. The record is from RefSeq and is a predicted model, not a curated record. The transcript has a single exon.
GGAAAUUCAGGUCAAUCUAAUGGGCAACCAGUUGAAGUGUUCUUGUGAAAAUCUUGAAUUUCUCAAAUGGAUUCACAAAUCAACAACCUUAAAGUUUCUGGAGUUUGAGAACUACACUUGUGCAUUUGGUAACUCGCCAAAUUUUCCAUUGAAGGCUCUCGAUAAUAUUCUGGCCAGUUUAGAGAAGAGAUGUUCUUCUUACACACUCAUCAUAGUAACUAUGACGUCUAUGAUCAUUGCUGCAAUGACGUUAACCGUGAGUCGCAUUGUGUAUAGGUACAGAUGGAAGCUUCGAUACAUGUACUAUGUUGCAAAGGAGACUUAUCGGGGUCAUGCUAGAGGAAGAAAUGGUGCAAAAAAUAAACAGAGUGUGUACCGAUUUGAUGCUUUCAUCUCGUAUGCAGAAAACAAUAGAACCGAGGUUAUUAAUCUUGUUCAAAGCCUUGAAGAAGGGUUUGAUCUAAAACUCUGCAUACAUCACCGAGAUUUCAUUCCUGGAACAGAUAUAGCCGAUAACAUCACAAAUGCUAUUCACUCCAGCAGACGAACAGUUUGCAUAAUGACGUCACACUUUCUAAAUUCAUACUGGUGCAUGUUUGAAUUAAAAAUGGCGCAAAUGGAGGCGAUAUAUUCUCGUAACGGUAAGAAUAUCUUGAUUUUGGUAGCUUUGGAAAAGAGCUCAAUGCAGAAGUUACCGCUUCAUCUGAUGGACCUCAUUGAGAGUCAAUCAUUCCUAGAGUAUCCACACAGCGAGGAGGAAAUUGUUGCUUUUCGUUCAAAACUUGGAGAUUCUCUCAAGGCAGAUGAGUUUGAGUGA